UUUGUUUAGGCUCUCUGAUUGGUCGUGACGUGCGUGAAGUUCUGCAGUCAUUCAUAGAGGCAGUAGUUACCGUGUUUCCUUUUCCCCUAUCUCAGUUGCACUCUCCUGCACUUGAUUGCACAGUUCAGUCAUAUUCAUAUUCAUGUUCAUAUUGCUGAAAGUCACGGCCGUUACGUAUACGUAGAUUAUGUAUGUAACUGAACGAUGUAAUUGUUAAGUGUACGGUUAUCUUGAAAUCCUGAAUGAAUGUCGGGGGAGAGGUGAAGACAAGGGAAACUUUGGCGACUUUCCGUUACAGAAGGACCCGAUGACUGGAAGGAUUUAUAGUGUAAUGCCAGUUCUACAUUUAUCCAACAUUCUAAUGACUCGCGUGAUUUUAACACACAAAGUUAGGUUAGUGUCAAAUCCAGCUGGUAUUCAUAGAGAGAAUAGUACCUUGGUUAGGAGGAAAUUGGGGCAGUUGUUUCAAUGGUAUGAGGAGAUUACUGGUAUGGACGAAGUUCGAAUUGCGCAGAACCGGGUGCUUCAGGCAGAAGAGAGGUUUGUUUCAGCACAAGAACGAAGAAGAGAAGCCACUACAUUAGUAGCUGCAAUACAGAGCAAACUGAAAGAUUUAUAUGCAGAAUUAGAUAACACAACACGAGGAGAGGAACGAUAUGUGCACCUCAUAACUCAAGAACAUAGCAUUCUUAAGGAAGAAAGGUCAGCAGUACAAGAAUUCCAGAGGUACGAGCGGGAGGAACGGGAAUAUUUUGCGGCUCUAUCAUCAGCAGUUAAAGAAAGUCAUGAAAAGGAAAGGGCUCAAGCAGAAAGAACAAAAUAUUGGUCAAUUAUAGGGUCAAUAAUUGGGACUGUUAUUGGUAUCAUUGGGAGCUCAGUAAACAGUGAAAUGAAAAUGAGGGAAUUGAGAAGAUUCAUCAGGGAGUCAUUACAAAAACGUGAUGAUCAAGAUGUUUCAGCAAAUGUUCAAGAGGCUCUUUCCAGCCAUAUGAAACAACUGUCUGUAAUUGUUAAUGAAAUGAAAAAUAUUUCUUUCCUUCGGAGUGAUCAUGAUCUUGGUCAUCUUAAUGAACUUGUUCGCCUGUUGCACAAUAAAGUGAAUAGUGAAACAACCACUACAUCUCAAAUGACUGAUGAAAUUUUAAAGUCACUUAAGAAGCAGGAAGUUUGUUUUGAGAGGAACUUUCAGGAAAUGAAAUCGAUUGUCACAUCUCAGAAGAUUCAGAUUGCUGAUGAUCAGGUAGUAGUAUUACCUUAUAGUACAGAUGAAAGACUCCAGCAACAGCUACAAAAAUUCCAGUUGAUGGUCACCUGCUGUACCAUAGCUUCUAUUGUAGUACCAUUGUUAUGUAAAUAUUUUGGGCUUGUAUGAACUGCAGAGAACUUACAAAGUGAAAAGCGAUUAGCAGUUUGCCUAUUUCUGUCUCUUCAUUGUUGGGCAGUUUGCAAGUCAGUGGAACUGUCUUUGUGGCAAGUAAAGAGUUUGAUCCUGUAAAUGUAUAUAGGAUCUUUCACAAUUAUAUGUCAUAAAUUCAGGAUGGUAUUCCUAAAUUCAUUCUGAGUAAAAAAUGUUAUAUCAAUGUGGGUACAAUUUGGAAUGGUUACAGAGGUAUGGGGAGGGAAAUUUAAGAUGAUUUGAAUAUGAUUGUAAUAAGAAAUGGCAUUUAAUGGUUGUGCACAAUCUUACAUACCUUGGACUUUCACUGGUUUAAUAAAUUUUCAAAAUUUGUAUCUUUA
Messenger RNA from Cryptotermes secundus, 1737 nucleotides. Its product is annotated as mitochondrial potassium channel. Bases 308 to 1372 code for a protein of 354 amino acids. The record is from RefSeq and is a predicted model, not a curated record. The transcript has a single exon. NCBI's taxonomy places the organism in Eukaryota, Metazoa, Arthropoda, Insecta, Blattodea, Kalotermitidae.